Molecule: messenger RNA, 3097 nt
Organism: Phascolarctos cinereus (koala)
Lineage: Eukaryota; Metazoa; Chordata; Mammalia; Diprotodontia; Phascolarctidae
Gene: SAFB2
Product: scaffold attachment factor B2
Biological process (GO): regulation of androgen receptor signaling pathway; regulation of transcription by RNA polymerase II; regulation of mRNA processing
Cellular component (GO): nucleus
Molecular function (GO): RNA binding; sequence-specific DNA binding
Source: RefSeq, a predicted model, not a curated record
GGAAAGGAGGCAGGCUAGUGCGUUUUCCUCGCAAACGGCGCCAUUUUGUGUUCGGAACUGCCGCAGCGACUGCUGUGUGUGGUGAGGUGGGCAGCGAAGACAGGGCACCCAGGAUGGCAGAGGCUCUGUCAGUGGCGGGCGAUUCGGGAUCUGGCUCGGCGGGUCUCGGCUCCGGCUCUUCGGAGACCGGGACCCGGAGGCUAAGCGAUCUGCGAGUGAUCGACCUCCGGGCCGAGCUGAAGAAGCGGAACCUGGACACCGGCGGCAACAAGAGUGUCCUGAUGGACCGACUCAAGAAGGCUAUUGAGGAAGAAGGGGGUGAUCCUGAUGAAAUUGAGAUUGCAUCAGAAGCUACCAGCAAGAAAAUUGCAAAGAGGUGUAUGAAAGGGCGUAAGCCAGAGGAAGAGGGUGCUGAAGAUAAUGGACUAGAGGAAGAUUCUGGAGAUGGACAGGAGGACAAUGAAACAAGUUUGGAUAACUUGCAGGAUAUAGACAUGAUGGAUAUUAGUGUGUUAGAUGAGACUGAAAUAGAUAAUGGCAGUGCUGCUGACUGUGGUGAAGACUACAGUGCUGAUAAUAUUCUUGACUCCUUGUCUGAUAGUAAAGAAAAUGCUGAUGCAGAAUUGAAACAACUUCCAGAUCAGCUUACAGAACAUACUGUGACUGGAGAAGGAGUUGGAAACAAUUUGGAUGCUUCAUCAUCAGACUUCACUAUAAUACAGUGUGUGGAAGAACCACCCUUGGAGCCAGAAAAUGAGAAAAUACUCGACAUUUUGGGGGAAACUUGUAAGUCUGACCCACUAAAAGAAGAAGGUUCCGACCUGGAGCAGCCAUUUUCACAGGAUGCAAGUAGCGUGGGGCCAAACAAAAAGCUUGCAGAGGAAGAGGACAAUUUUGUCACCGCUCAUCCAGAGGAGGAUGCAUUAGAUUUGGACAGCGAGUCAACACAAGCAAUUGCCAGGAAGGCAGAAAAGCACUCAGAUAUAGUGAAAAGGGAGAAAAGCGAGCAGAAAGUAGAUGAAGAGAAAAUGGACUCUGACACUGUAGUGGUAGAGAACCUAACUGAUCAGAGUAGCAGAGCAUCAGAAAAUGCAGAAGCUUCUAGCGAGGAAGCCCAGGAAACGCCAGAGAAAGCCUCAAGCCCUGAAACCAAAGAUAGCAAAGAAGACGUUAAGAAAAGUGAAGAUGAAGCUAAUAACGAAGAUUCAUCUGCUACUAAAGAGUCCUCUACCAAUGAGGGCGGUGAUCAGAAAAUGAGCUCUGUUGAGGACGACACAGAUAUAAAACCAACCUUGAAGGAUGACAGAGGUCGUGCUAGUAGCAGUUCUGGUAGGAAUUUGUGGGUUAGUGGACUCUCUUCAACUACCAGAGCCACAGACUUGAAGAACCUUUUCAGCAAAUAUGGAAAGGUUGUUGGAGCCAAAGUGGUAACUAAUGCUCGUAGUCCAGGGGCACGGUGUUAUGGUUUUGUUACGAUGUCAACAUCUGAUGAAGCCACAAAGUGUAUUAACCACCUUCACCGAACAGAAUUACAUGGAAGAAUGAUCUCAGUAGAAAAAGCCAAAAAUGAGCCUGCUGGGAAGAAACCUUCUGACCGCAAAGACUGUGAAAUAAAAAAGGAAAAAUCAGGCAGCGGGGAAAGACAUCAUUCCACUGACUCCCGGCCUGAAAGAACUGUGAUUAAGAGUGAGAAAAAGGAUGAUAAGAGGUCUGAAGACAGGAGGGAUGAAAAAGACCCUGAUGAACUGAAACCUGGGUCAGCAGAUCGUUCUAGAGCCACCAAAUCAGGAAGCAGAGGGACAGAACGGACAGUUGUAAUGGACAAGUCAAAGGGGGAGCCUGUCAUUAGUGUGAAAACCACAACCAGGUCUAAAGAUCGGAGCUCUAAAAGUCAGGAUCGAAAAUCAGAAAGCAAAGAAAAGAGAGACAUUUUGUCAUUCGAUAAGAUCAAAGAACAACGGGAGCGGGAACGGCAAAGGCAACGAGAACGAGAAAUCAGGGAAACUGAAAGGCGGAGAGAACGAGAGCAGCGGGAGCGGGAGCAGCGAAUCGAUGCCUUCCGAGAACGAAAAGAGAAAGCCAGGCUGCAGCGGGAACGUGUGAGGCUCGAGUGUCAGAGGCAGCGGCUUGAACGAGAGCGAAUGGAGAGAGAGAGACUAGAGAGGGAGAGAAUUCGUGUGGAGCAAGAAAGGAGGAAAGAGCAGGAACGGAUCCAUAGGGAGAGAGAGGAGCUUCGGCGCCAGCAGGAGCAGUUACGCUAUGAACAGGAGCGGAGGCCUGCUCUGAGAAGACCUUAUGAUGUAGAUUCAAGACGAGAGGAAUAUUGGCCAGAAGGAAAACGAGCUGCUCUCGAUGACAGAUACCGAUCUGAGUUCAGCCGACAAGAUCGUUUUCAUGAUUUUGACCACAGGGACCGGAGCCGGUACCAGGACCACUCAGUAGACAGGAGGGAAGGUUCAAGGUCAGUCAUGGGAGAAAGAGAUGGGCAGCACUAUGCAGAUGAUCGCCAUGGAGGACCAGAGCGCCACGGACGGGACUCACGAGAUGGGUGGGGCAGCUAUGGUUCUGACAAGAGAAUGAGUGAAGGAAGGGGACUGCCACCUCCACCACCCAGGGGUGGCCGUGAGUGGGGAGAUCACACCCAAAGGAUAGAAGAUCAUCAGGAUCGGUCUUGGCAGGGCAGCGUGGACGGAGGAAUGAUGGGCCGAGAUCAUGAGAGGUGGCAAGGUGGUGAGAGAGGCAUGUCUGGUCACUCAGGACCAGGCCACAUGGUGAAUCGGGGAGGAAUGUCGGGGCGUGGCGGCUUUGCGCAAGGUGGAAACUCCCAGGGCCACGUGAUGCAGGGUGGUGCAAUGCAAGGCAGAGGAUUUGGAGGACAGGACAGAGCCAACCGAGGCAGUCACCCUCACUUCACCCGCCGAUACUAAGUAGUAACUUGUUGUUUUGGUGUUAGGUGGCGGCAGUAUUGAGUUCUUUUAGCCAGGGUUCCCUUGGACUUGUGGGUCUUUUUUUUUUAAACUCUGCCCCCAUAUUGUAGCUCAAUACAAUGUGAACUUAUUUGGGUUUUUUUGUAAUAAAUGUGUUUUUGUUCAUACCA